This is a messenger RNA of Ctenopharyngodon idella (grass carp), 6076 nucleotides long. RefSeq names its product zinc finger, AN1-type domain 5b (gene zfand5b). NCBI's taxonomy places the organism in Eukaryota, Metazoa, Chordata, Actinopteri, Cypriniformes, Xenocyprididae. The record is from RefSeq and is a predicted model, not a curated record. The coding region runs from base 3995 to 4669 and encodes 224 amino acids. The transcript is spliced from 5 exons. Gene Ontology annotation, molecular function: DNA binding; zinc ion binding.
AAACACUUCCCCCAAUUACAACGCUUUAAAAGCUUAUGCUAACGUUAUAGGAAAAUAUGAUUAGUUUUGGUGAAAUAACCAGCUAGUAAGUCUAAUAUCUUUAUUUCCAGAGUUAUUCGUUGGUAUAACAUCAUUUAAUGUGUCAGUUGUUAGUCUAAAUUGAUGAACUUGGUGAACUUGGCGAGUUUAACCAAAUAUGGUUGUUAGCUGAUGCUAGCAUGUUAGCUAGUAAAAUUAGCCUGUUGUUCCUUUCAACUUAAAAGCUGAAAUAUGAUACGAAAACGGCAGAUUUAUGCUUAAACACGCUUAUUUUAUUCGUAACGCGCUGUUUGCUUCGCAUUUAAACUGAUUUUGUCCUUCAAGAUUGCAUAGACGAAAAAUAAGAUCGUUUAUUGCAGGUAGCUGCAUAUUUCUCUUCGAGUGUUUAUUCAGAUAACGUACAGUUAAUUGGCUGUUUAUGCAUUAAUAUCAUUAUUCGAGUAAUUAACUCUCUAUUAUAAUGUUUUCGGUUUUAUUUGGUGUCGUUUUGUGUAUCGAUCGAGAUGUUAUACAGGAAACUCAAAGCCCAGCUAGUUUGUGGAUCUUUAUCACUGAGUGAAUGAAUAAACGUCGUAAAAAAUAAUUUUUCCGCCGCUUGUUCUUAAAUAUUUUGACUGAUUUGUUGUGAAUUAACGUUCUGGUGGUGGAUCAUUGUGCUUUUUUAUUAUUAAGGUUUGUUCUUGGGCUCAAACAGGAAGAGUGUUUGAAACAAAGGAGAACACAAAGCAUAUUCACCCUGACCUAGAUAUAAAGUAGAUAAACAAGGACAUUACCAUCCAUCCACACUCAUUCAUCAUCACAAACCCCUCAUACUGAACACCACACACAGUUUGAGGGCAGCAGCUGUUGUGUUGAGUGUUUUUUUUUGUGCUUUAUAUGUCAGUGUGUGUUUGUUAGCCGUGAUGCUAGUGUUAGCAUGACUCAGUGGAUUUCAUUAUGAGGCCUCAAACGCUGAUAUAGCUCUAUAUAUAACGUUUAAAAGUACACAUACUGUGUGAAUAACACACACACCGUGUUUGCAUUGUAAAGUGCACUAUUAGACUUUGUAUAAACUGUACUUGUCGUUUAAAUGCUUCAUAUCUUGGUGCAUUGAGACACGUGAGCUUUGAGUGAAAGGUUUUCUGCGGUCUUUCUCCAUUUAUGGUGUCUUUUUAGCUUAAUGGUUUGCUUUUGUUCAAAUAUUUGACUUGGUUUAUCUCUCAUGUCUUUGUUUUGCCCUAUAUGCCAUGUAUUUGCUGUCAUCCAGACAGGGAUAAAUGGACCUAGAUGGCCAACACACUUGGGAAUCGGCUGAAAAAACAGCCCUGUUGGGGCUUUGCCAUUUUUGGCUUUAUCAAAAUAUAUAAGGCAAUGCGUAGGGAGGGGGGUGCUUUGCAAACCAGCUCCUAGUAGAGAUGUCGGUGAUGUAAUGGAGGCAGGUCAGGACUAUGGGGGGGUAUUUAUAGUCAGGACACACUGCUGUUCGCAUGGUGGAGGCUGUUCAGGACAACAUGUCACAUUGCACCCUUGUGACGGAUGAAAACUAAUCCAGCCGCCCGUGUGAGCGAGUGCGAAGGGCAGCGGGCUCACACGCACGUGAUGCAGGCCAUGUGGUGGCUUUUCAGGGGAAAACCUCUGAUGCCAAAAGGCGGAGGUGAAAUGCUGCAAUCUUGUUUACUUUGAGACGAGAGGCCCCCUAAACCCCGGGGGCCCACGCCGACAUGUCACUCCUGACGGAUUUCAGGUUCAUUGCUCGAAAGCGUCUGCAGUACAUGUUUCCGCUCCAGGGGCUUGGAUGGGGAUUGUGUUUGCUGCUGUAAUCGGUCUCUGCUUGAACAGAAUGUUCCAGCUGUUCCACGUACAGAUAUAUUUACAUCUCACACUGCUAGUCAGCAUUUACCCAUCAACACAACAUAGUCAUACUUCAUCUGCCUUGUAGGGUGGUCACAAUACCUACAUUUCAGUAGUUGAUGCCAGUGCAAUUGGUACUGACAAUUAUUUUGAUACAGCAGCAAAAAAGUUAAACCCCCAUUAAAAAGUUAACUAUUAAUAUAAGUGGAUAGUUAAGGUGACUGUGAACCAGGGGUGGAUGAUAUGACAUAUUAUUUCACAAUAUGGGUAUUUUUUUAUUAAUAUUAUUUUGUCUUACUUAAUAAGAACAAAUAUAAUAAAUCAAUGAUUUAAAAAAAAAAAAAAAAAAAAAAAAAAUGACAAGCAGCGCUUUAAGUUUUUAAUUUACUGCAAGGUCUGUUUAAACAGUAGCUAGUUGUCAAGCAUAAUUGCCACUGUAUGGGGACUUGUUGCUUUAUCACUGUAACAUGUCAGUAACUUCUGUGCAGCUUAAAACUGCUUAUUUACAUAUUGCACCAUAUAUGAAAUGGCAAAUUAUCUAUUGAUUGAUACUUUUGUCGCCAUGAUGAUAUAUUGUCAGAUCACCCAGCCCUAAACAAUAUCAAGAUUUUAGGUUAUGCCCUAUGGGGGAGUGUCAUGAAUUUUAACUUUGAGUUUUUCAUUGCUUUUAUUUAUUUAUUUUUUAUUUCUUCUUGCUCGAAUGAUGAGGUGUUACGCGAAGUACAGAACCUCUAAAGGGACAUGAAGGAAAAACAUGAGAUGGAGGAAAAAUUAUUUGUCAAUGCUGUUGCAUUCUCUCGCAAAUGUUUCUCGGGGAAACGCAAAACGUUUUGUGGGUGAACGCAAAGUUUCUCAGGGGAAUGAAAACAUUUGCGAGAGAACGCAAAAAAAAUUGACUUUUUUUUUUUUUUUUUCCCUCCCCUUCCAUAUCAUAUUUUUUUUCCACCAUGUGGUGGUGGUCAUCUAUGGCCUCCGUAGCAAAGUAAUCAUAAAGGAAUUUGGAAAGUUCUGUUUAAAAUGGUGCAGUGUGUCUCACAAUGUUUUUGGAAGUUAUGGUGUUGUGGUAUGUCAUCAACUAUCUAAAUAUUAAUGAAUUACAACAGUGGCAUGUAGACUUAAUGUAAUUGCUGUUGUAAACAGUCAGUAAUAAAUAAAGGAACAGAAUCAGUAGAACAAAUAAAAACAAAAAUUGGAAAAGAUGGAGAACUUGGACAAACUUUUUCCUUCAUUUCCUUUCAUUUCACAGCAGUAUUGAGAAAUUCAGAAAAUGUUUACCAAGAAAGUAAAAAAAAAUGGCAAACAAACAACCUAGGACAACGAUUCUUAACCAGAGGCCCUGAUAAGUCUUAAUGACUCGAAUGUAAUUAAAAUACUACUUAAAAACUUAUUAAAAACUCAAAAUAAAGAUUCACAACAAUAAACUAGGGCUGAUUUAUAAAAUGCUUGUACGAUUGGAUUUGAUCCUAGAUACCAUUGAUUUUAUCAUGUCAGUAUUGAGGAACAAAUCAGUAUUUAUAAAGACAGAAAGUGACGUGAAAAUGUUAUGCGUAUGACAAAUGAAGAGCGAGCAUGCAUGUUGGAACUCAUACCUGUAAUUCAGUUAAAUCGUCAUAAUAUGAAAUUGUAAAGAUAAAUAGGCAGUCACAAUAUGCAUUAAUAUAAUUAUAUGUGCAAACGAGCAACGUGUUAACUGAUUUUAAAGUGUCUGUCGUGUCAUAACUGUAGCUGUUUCUUCAAUACAAUAACACAAAAGUGUUGUUUGCAUUUUCGUCAUGAUGCGGUCAGAGCUGGAGUUUGACUACCAACACAUUGAAAAUAUGACUGUAACACUAUUUAAUAUGUAACACACGGCGUGCCACAAUGUGUUAAACACUCGCAACACGGAUCAUAGUUCAUAUCUGGACCAAAGCAAGCAUGUUUCAAGUUUUUAUGGACAUAUAGUGUAGUGCUCUGAACAUGAACCAGCUCUGCCAAUGCGCAUAUUUCAUAGUGUCUUCUUUAAAUGAAAUGCAUAUGUGCAAAUAAGGACACUGAUACAGCAGUACAUCUGAUCAUGAAGCCGAUGACACGAUGAGUAAUUCUGAUACCCACAAGACAAUGAUGUAGACCGAAAAUUCAAAGAAGAAUGGACAAAAAAAGAAUUGCCCACUUUCAGAGAGAGAUGGCCCAGGAGACCAAUCAAAGCCCCGUGCCCAUGCUCUGUGCCACCGGGUGUGGUUUCUAUGGCAACCCUCGGACCAAUGGCAUGUGCUCGGUCUGUUACAAAGAACAUUUAACAAGACAAAACAAUGGGGGCGUCAGUCCUAUUAGCACAAUGGCUUCUAGCAGUGUCACCAGUAGUCCUACCUCUGAAGCCUCAGCCAUCCAGAUCAUUGAAGCUACACUAAACAACUCUUCUGCUGCUAGCGCCGAGUCGCCCAACAGCACCACUGCUGCCCUUCCGGUUACACAACAGAUGACGGAGAUGAGCAUUUCCUGUGAUGACGAGGUGGUCUCGCCAAAAGUGGAAGUUCCUGAACCAGUCGUCACUCAGCCAACAGCGUCCACCGCACCUCCGAGCACAGCUGACGGGGAAGAGGCCAAGACACCCGAAGCCCCCAAACCCAAGAAGAACAGAUGCUUCAUGUGCCGCAAGAAGGUCGGCCUGACAGGGUUCGACUGCCGCUGUGGGAAUCUCUUCUGUGGACUUCAUCGCUACUCGGACAAGCACAACUGCCCCUACGAUUACAAGGCGGAGGCUGCCGCCAAGAUCCGCAAGGAGAACCCCGUCGUGGUCGCCGAUAAGAUUCAGAGAAUAUAAACCUCUCGCCGUCUUCACCUCGAUUUUGCGAGAGAUCAGAUAAAAGGACUCGCACUUUGACCUGUGAUUCUAAAGACUAGUUUUUUUAAUUACAGUAUGGGAAAGAAUCUUGUUUCUAAGCCAAUGCAUGAGUGAUCACUUUGUUUCCAUCUUUCUUUUGCUUUCUGUUGUUGGUAUAUGAGCUUCAAGUUAAAACAAAUGAGGGGAAAAAGAACAAAAAAAAAAAAAAAAAAAGUCUAUAAAAGGUAUGAAGCCAGAGACAUUUGCCUAACAUGUCUGUUUCUGAGUAUCCUGGAAUCUGAUUCUUGUGUUAAAGGCUGACUGUCCGUCGUGAUCGUUAUUAGUUUACUUUGUGAUCGUGUCUCCUGGUUGGUCUCAUGAUGCAGGACUCUCUGAAGACUGUUACGGCUCUGACCCGAGCGCCGUCAGAGCAACAGUGCAUGGCUGGCUCAUGUAGCAAAUGGACGCUCUUCUGUUUCCUCCGGGUCGAACGUUUCACCCUCCCAUUAGAGUCAGCCUUUUCAACAUUUAUCAUCCACUUUUCUGCUUGAGCAUCAGACUACGUCAAUUAUUGAGCUUUUGGAGUGAUGCUGGGGUUUUUUUUUUUUUUUUUUUUUUUCUUUCAUGUUAAAAAGAUUUUUUCGUUUUCAUUGACAGACUUGUGAAAAAAAAAAUAUAUAUAUAAUCCUGUCCGGAUGGUUUAAUGCAGCCAGACCAGAAUACUUCAUGAUCAGUUGAGCAAUUUGCAUCCAUGGUACCACAGUGUCAACUAUGGAUGGGGUUGGACAUGGCAACUAACACACAACUCUAUUGAUUCUCCCACAUGAUCCUUUAAGUCAUUAAGUGAAUUUUUUUUUUUUUUAAUAAUUUUCAUUGAGUUGUAAUGUGACACCAAUUUAUGAACGUGGUUCCUGGGCUUUUUCAGAGAGUUGAAUUUUAAGUGGGUGUUUUGCAUGGUUAGUGAAAUGAGUAUUUUACAUCAUACUAGAAGUCAAUUUCUUUUUUUCCUCUAAUUCACCUUUCUUGUGUGUGUGAUUGAUCUAUUCAGUGGGUAUUGAGUGUUAAAUUCAGGUAAGAAAUUAAUGGUAUUGUUUAGUGUCAUUUAAUCAGCCCUUUGAGUGUGCUUGUGUUGUGAGUAUGCGACUAGUCUACUCCGUGAACGCCAUCUUUUAAUCUGAGGCUCAGUCCGUUUCCUGUUUUUGGGUCUGGCUGCACAGCGCUGUUUUAUUUUAGAGCUUUGUCCGUUUACACAGUAAAACUAACCAUUUGUUCUGAUUUGAUUUUAGUUAUGCAAGUUGUACAAACCAUCUUUAUUUAUUAUAUGUAUUGCGCAUAUAAUCUUGUUAUCCGACAUUACUGCGAAAUUGUAUCAUGUAAAUAAAAUUAUGUACAGAGAUAUCAUUAAAA